This is a messenger RNA of Cydia splendana, 1458 nucleotides long. RefSeq lists its product as uncharacterized. The record is from RefSeq and is a predicted model, not a curated record. The transcript is spliced from 3 exons. The coding region runs from base 1 to 1458 and encodes 485 amino acids. NCBI's taxonomy places the organism in Eukaryota, Metazoa, Arthropoda, Insecta, Lepidoptera, Tortricidae.
AUGCUAAGGUACUCCUCAUUGUUGACAGAGUUGGUCCUUAUCGAUUUCUCCAAUGCUUUUAACGCUGUUAACCAUGAUCUGUUACUGGCCACUCUUAGGCAUCUGAAUAUAUCUUCAUCUGCGGCUGGUUGGUUCUCUUCGUAUCUUCAGGACCGUCGUCAGGCGGUUCGUUCUGAUCGUACGUUUUCUGACUGGUGCACUGUCACUUCUGGAGUUCCACAGGGCGGAAUUCUCUCACCUCUUCUUUUCUCGAUUUUUAUUAACCUUAUUACUUCUAAAAUUAAAUGCUCUUACCAUCUGUAUGCUGAUGACUUGCAGCUUUAUACCCAAGCGAGUGCUAAGGAUCUGGACCAGGCAAUCGCUGAAAUAAACUUAGACCUUAACCAUAUCUCCACUUGGUCACAUUGCUUUGGUAUCACAGUCAACCCAGCUAAAUGUCAGGCCAUAUUACUUGGCAGCACCCGCUUACUCUCUUUGGUAAACACUGUGGAAUUGGCGCCAGUUCUCUUUGAAACUGAAGUUAUUCCGCUUUCAUCGCAAGUGAAGAAGCUGGGGCUAACAAUUGACAGUGGGCUCACAUGGGAACCACAGGUGUCCGACGUUAGUCGUAGAGUAAUUAACACGUUAAGAGCACUCUAUCGCCAUAAACAUUUUCUUCCGGUCAGCACAAAAACUCUCCUUGUCCAAGCUCUUGUUCUGCCUGUCCUUGAUUAUGCUGAUGUUUGUUACACUAAUCUCACUCAAGAUUCUUUAAAUAAAUUUAACCGGCUACUUAAUAGCUGCAUUCGGUUCGUGUUUGGACUUCAAAACUUAAUUGGCUCCCUAUACGAGAUCGUAGGUCCCUUCGUAUUCUGUGUACUCUCUACUCAAUCUUGUUUGAUCCGUCCGCCCCAGAGUAUCUCCGCUCGAAAUUUAAAUUUGUUACCCCACGUCCAGGCACAGAUCUCCGCUCUGCCCGUAGCCUUAAGCUCAUUGUCCCCCAACAUCGAACGGGUUUCAUGUCCAAUUCUUUCACUGUCCAGGCUAUCAGGCUUUGGAACGGUCUCCCACUCUCUAUCAGACAAGCGCAGACCAAAUUCACAUUCAAGCGCAUGCUGCGCAAACAUUUCCUUGACAAACUUUCUUCUUCGUCAACUUAAUGAUUCACACAAGGUAUAUAAUUAUGUAUAUUAUGUAUGUAAGUCUAUUUGUAUUAAGUAUAUGUGUAAGUUUAUCAACAUAGAGAUCCAGAAGCUCGCUACUGACGAGUACUACAGAACCCUUUACUCCAACAAAUAUGUGAACCUAAACAAAUGUGCCUAUCAAAUAUCACCCGUCAACCCUGAGGAAAUACCACCCAUACUUAAACAAGAAGUAGAGAAAGCCAUCAUGUCCCAAAAACUAGAUAAAGCUCCCGGACCGGACAAUAUAUAUAAUGAGCUAAUGAGGGGCACGUUAGAAGAAAUAUGUCCAAUCUAA